Messenger RNA from Ostrea edulis (European flat oyster), 1854 nucleotides. RefSeq names its product ankyrin-3-like. The record is from RefSeq and is a predicted model, not a curated record. NCBI's taxonomy places the organism in Eukaryota, Metazoa, Mollusca, Bivalvia, Ostreida, Ostreidae. The coding region runs from base 1 to 1854 and encodes 617 amino acids. The transcript has a single exon. Gene Ontology annotation, molecular function: protein binding.
AUGGAAACGAUGAAUGCGAAUAUUCCAUUGGAUAUUGCAUCACAAAAUGGUCACCAUUCUAUCGUUCAGACAUUACUUGAAAAUGGAGCAAAUGUCAAUCACUACACUUUAGAAAGGAAAUCUCCAUUGUUCCAUGCAACUGAGAAUGGUCAUUAUGAUAUAGUGAUGUUUCUAUUGCAAAAGAAAGCAGAACUGAAUUCCUGCACAAACAAAGGAAGAAAUCCAUUGAUGCAAGCUUCAUCUUGUGGAUAUGAAAAUAUAGUUCGCGAACUUCUGAGUCAUGGAGCUAAUGUAAAUGAAGCUGAUGUCGAGGGAAGUACAGCACUUUAUUUGGCCUCCGAAAAUGGCCACAUUGAUAUUGCAAAAGUGUUGUUGGCAAACAAAGCAGAUGCUAGUCUGUGCAAUGACGUUGGACUUACCCCACUGUAUAUUGCAUCUCGAUUUGGACAUCAUAUAAUUGUUCAAGAACUUUUGCAAAAGGAUACCAAAAUUUGUGGUACGUCCUCGAAAAACCCCCUACUAGCAGCGUCGUAUUUUGGACAUUACAAAACUGUUGACAUUCUUUUGCAAAACAGGGCAAAUGUUAACGUACAAAAUGACGACGGAGAUACUCCUUUGAUAACCGCGUCCAGAAAGGGAUGGUGUGAAAUCGUGAAAAUUCUUCUGAAGUUUGAAGCUGAUGUCAAUCUUUAUAAUGAAGAUGAUGAAAAUGCUUUACACUGCGCUUGUUUUAUGGGUCAUACAGACAUUGUUAAGAUAUUACUCGAUCAUGGUAUGGAUAUCGAUGGUCAUGACGAAUACACACCAUUGCAGCAAGCUUUAUUUGGGGAGCGUAUGACUACUGCUUUGUUUCUGUUAGAUCAUGUCGCAAAUGCGAACAUUGUCACCUAUGGUACAAGUGCUCUUUAUUUGGCAUGUGAUGCCGGAUUCAAGGAACUGAUGAAUAUUCUUUUGGAACUAAAUGCAGACGUCAAUCCAAAGAACCCUGAUAAUUCCCCUGCAGAUUCUCCUCUUUUGGCUGCCAUCAGAAAUGGAUCUUUUUACAUUACAAAAGAACUUUUACGUCAUGGGGCCAAUAUCAUAAAAACGAACAGACAUGGCGGCCAAAGUUUGUUAGCGAUGGCUGUUGAGAACCAAAAUCUUGGGAUAGUGAAGUUACUCAUUGAAUAUGGCGCUAAUGUCAACGAACAAGAUGAAUAUGGAACCACAGCUCUGCAUGCAAGCGUUUAUUAUACAGACACUCUAGAUUUCAUGACAAUAUUAUUGAACAACAAUGCCAAUACGAAUGUCAGGAACUAUAUUGGAACAACUCCAUUAAUGAUGGCACUGCACAAAAAUCCUGAGACGAAGGAACGAGUGCAGGCUCUCCUUACUCACGGAGCUGACAUUAAUGCCCGUGAUAACUUUGGGUGUUUACCACUACACUCUGCUUGUAAAUGGCCCGAUGAACAUGAUGUUAUUCCAUAUCUACUAAAUAAUGGCGCUGACAUAAAUGCUCAGGAUGAAAAUGGAGAAACUGCACUUUAUGUGACAUCCUUUUAUGGCUUUCUUGAGAAUGUGAAAACACUUGUUCGAUACGGAGCAGACAUUAACCUUCACACGAGCGUUGGUCUCAGUCCACUUGAUAUUUCCAUGCAAAACGGAUAUACAGAUAUCGAAAAAUUUCUCAAACAAAAUAUGAACGAAGAGAAGAAUAAAAGGGAAAAGAAAAUAUCUUCCAAAUUGGAAAACAACAGUGUUUCUGUUUCACAAAGAGAGGUUGUUUUGGUUAGACAGAAUGCUUUAGCGCCAGUUCUUGGAAGGAGAAACAACUCUAUGAAACUUCAGAAGACAUGGCAGCAAAGAAAUUUUUAG